AUGGCGGCCUCCACCUCGGGCUCGGCCGCCGCCUCCCCGCCGCCCAAAGUCACCAAAGCGGCGGCGGCGCCGCGGCCCCGCGACCGCGACCGCGGCGGGGACGGCGACCCCGAGCCCCCGGCCGCGCCCGAGCCGGUCCUGGCUCCGGAGGAGGACGAGCUGGUGGCCAUGGAAGUGGCUUCCCCCCCUCCCAUCCCGAAGAAAAGCUCGGCUCAGCUGGAUCCGCCCCCGCCCCGGAUCGGGACCAAACUGUCCCCGGAGCCUCCCGGGAGCAAACCGGAGCCUCAGGACGCCAAAGCCCAGAGCCUGACCACGUGCGAGGUGUGCGGCGCCUGCUUCGAGACGCGCAAGGGGCUGUCGAGCCACGCGCGCUCCCACCUGCGCCAGCUGGGCGUGGCCGAGUCGGAGAGCAGCGGGGCCCCCAUCGACCUCCUCUACGAGCUCGUGCGCCACAAGGGCAAGGCCGACGGGGCCCCCUCCGCCCUCGUCCCGCCCCUGGCCAAGAAAUCCUCCGCCUCUCCCAAGGACCCCGGGGCCGCCCCCCGGCCGGCGCUGCUGGCGCUGGCCAAGGCCGAGCGCCCGCCCGAGGGGGCCGUCAACAAAGCCAUCAAAUCCCCGCCGGGCUUCGCCAAGGCCCUGGCCCAGCCCGGCUCCCCCGUGCUGAAGAAGGUGCCGCCGGUGCUGGGGGGGUCCCCGUCUCCCAAGAAUCCCGAGGAGAAGAGCUCCAAGCUGGCGCUGAGCCCGCUGCCGGGGUCGCCCACGGCCCAGUGGCCGCAGGACGAGGACGGGCCCCUCAACUUGACGUCGGGGUCGGAGCCGGCGCGCGACAUCCGCUGCGAGUUCUGCGGGGAGUUCUUCGAGAACCGGAAAGGUCUGUCGAGCCACGCGCGCUCCCACCUGCGCCAGAUGGGGGUCACCGAGUGGUACGUCAACGGCUCCCCCAUCGACACCCUCCGAGAGAUCCUCAAGCGCCGCCGCGGCGGGAAUCCCGCCGGGAAUCCCGCCGGGAACCCCGCCGGCCCCAAGGCCGUGGCCAAGAGCCUGCUGGGCACCCUGGGACCGCUGGAGCCGCGCGGGCCGGCAGAGCUGCACAUUCCCGCCCUGGGGAAGAAGGUCCCGCCACCCGGCAGCCCCCCGGGGCCGUCUCCCACCUCGUCCCCGCCUCCCACCGCCCGGAAGAUGUUUCCAGGCCUUUCUCCUCCCUCCUUGCAGAAGAAGCUCAAGCCAGAGCAGCUGAGGGUGGAGAUCAAGCGGGAGCUGAUGGCCGGAGGGAUCCACGGGGAGCCGCAUCCGUCGGAUCGCGCCUGGUCCCCCCGGGAGGAGAUGUCGCCCCUGAACCUCUCCUCCCGGGCCGACCCGGUGCGCGACAUCCGCUGCGAGUUCUGCGGGGAGUUCUUCGAGAACCGGAAAGGUCUGUCGAGCCACGCGCGCUCCCACCUGCGCCAGAUGGGGGUCACCGAGUGGUCCGUCAACGGCUCCCCCAUCGACACCCUCCGGGAGAUCCUCAGGAAGAAAUCCAAGCCCUGCCUCAUCAAGAAGGAGCCGCUGGCGCCCGGCCUGGAGCCCCCCAAGGGGCUGGGGGAGGACGGGAUGGAUCCCAAGCCCCCGGCGCCGGCCGGGAAGGUGCUGCCGGGGCUGUCCCUGUCCCCGCUGGGCGGGAGGCCGGGCAAGCCGGGGGGGGCCCUGGCGCUGACCCCCCUGGGAUCCAAAGCUCCCGGGGCCUUCCUGGCUCCCAAGCGGCCGCUUCCCGACGACCGGCUGGGCCCCCACGGGGAAUCCAAGCACAAGGCCUUCGGCCCCCCCGAUCUGCCCUUCAAGGCCAAGGCUCUGCACGACAAGGCCUCCUCGGAGGCGUGCUGCGAGCUGUGCGGGCUGUACUUCGAGAACCGCAAGGCCCUGGCCAGCCACGCCCGCGCCCACCUGCGCCAGUUCGGGGUCACCGAGUGGUGCGUGAACGGCUCCCCCAUCGAGACCCUGCGCGAGUGGAUCCGGCACCGCCCGCACAAGGCUGGCGCCUACCGCAGCUACAUCCAGGGGGGGAGGCCCUUCUCCAAGAAAUUCCGCAACUCCGGCCACGCCCGGGAGCACCGGGGCGGCCCCCUGGCCCUGCAGCCCCCCGGGGUGGCCUUCCUGGGCAAGGGGCUCCCCGGGGAGCUGCCCCACGGCGACCCCGGGAAGGUGCUGGACGGGCCGGGGGAGAGGCCCCUGGUGACGUCCCCGCUGUCCCUGGUCAAGCUGGAGGAGCACCAGCGCUCCAACAUCAGCAGUGA
Pipra filicauda (Wire-tailed manakin) is the source of this 2270-nucleotide messenger RNA. RefSeq names its product WIZ zinc finger (gene WIZ). Gene Ontology annotation, cellular component: nucleus. Gene Ontology annotation, molecular function: DNA-binding transcription factor activity, RNA polymerase II-specific; RNA polymerase II cis-regulatory region sequence-specific DNA binding. The transcript has 6 exons. The annotation marks the transcript as partial. The record is from RefSeq and is a predicted model, not a curated record. Gene Ontology annotation, biological process: regulation of transcription by RNA polymerase II. NCBI's taxonomy places the organism in Eukaryota, Metazoa, Chordata, Aves, Passeriformes, Pipridae.